Messenger RNA from Amaranthus tricolor (Joseph's coat), 1188 nucleotides. Its product is annotated as transcription factor bHLH153. Gene Ontology annotation, cellular component: nucleus. Lineage: Eukaryota; Viridiplantae; Streptophyta; Magnoliopsida; Caryophyllales; Amaranthaceae. The coding region runs from base 436 to 843 and encodes 135 amino acids. The record is from RefSeq and is a predicted model, not a curated record. Gene Ontology annotation, biological process: regulation of transcription by RNA polymerase II. Gene Ontology annotation, molecular function: DNA-binding transcription factor activity, RNA polymerase II-specific; protein dimerization activity; RNA polymerase II cis-regulatory region sequence-specific DNA binding. The transcript is spliced from 6 exons.
AAAACAACACCCAUAAAACCCAAACCUUACCAAUUUCCUUUUCCUCUGUUCACACUCUGUUUUUUUAAUCAUCAAAAAUUACAAAUUUACAAUUACUAGAAAUAACCCACAAUUUUUCUCAAUCAAUUGAAAUUACCCACAAAAAAAUUCAAUUAUUUUUAAUAACUCAAAAGAAUUGUCCUUUUUUCAUUUGGGUGGAACCCAGAAAACUAAAACUUGGGAAAGUUUGGUACCAUAAUUUGCUUUUGGUCUUCUAUUCUGUUGAUAACUGAAAGAUUUUUACUAAUUAAAGUAUUAAUCUUUUGGGUUUUAGUUUACCUAAUUAUUUGGGUUGCUUGCUAACUAUAUCCCCUGUUUCAAGAAGAAAUUCUUACACAAGUUGAUUGCUUUUUGAAAUGCAGACUCUGAUUUUCUCUGAAAGUUUAGAACAGUGAAAUGACCGAACUUAAAAGGAGUGUUCAGCCAAUCGACCCGAAUAGUUUCACGUCAGUUGAAUCCAAGCGGCAGAAGGUUGAUAUGUCGAUGUCUAGCAAGGAAAGAAAAGAAAAACUCGGUGAGAAGAUUACCACACUACAGCAACUUGUUUCUCCAUACGGCAAGACUGAUACAGCCUCUGUCCUGUUAGAGGCGAUGGAAUAUAUCCGAUUUUUACAUGAGCAAGUAAAGGUUUUGAGUGCUCCUUACCUCCAGAACACACCGGCUACAAAUAUGGAGGAGCUCGUACACUAUAGCUUAAGAAGCAAAGGGCUGUGUCUCGUACCAAUCGAGUGUACAGCUGGAUUACCUGGAAGCAACGGUGCAGAUAUUUGGGCGCCGAUCAAAACCGGUUCCCCAAGGUUCUAAUGCUCGGUUUUGCUUAUACGCGCUGGUUACUUACAACUACCACACUUACAUUGCAUUGUAAUGCAGCUAGUUACUUCUGCGAUUCAUAUACCGUAGGGCGUAGUGGCAGCUCGUUUCUCUCAAGGAAACUUUGUUGCCGCUUUAGAUUGCUUGUCCAUGGUCUCGUGCCAUUCUGUAAAACAGUAAUGGACGACAGAGAUGAAACAUGAAAUUGACAAACUUGCGUAUAAGUAAUUUUUGAUGUAAUGGAAAAUCGGCAAAAAUAUGCUGUUAGGAGUUUAUAUUGAAAUUCUCGGUGCAGAUCUCGAUAUCUAUAAUAAAAUUGCAAGUAUAUUGUUAUUGAUA